Molecule: messenger RNA, 1756 nt
Organism: Plutella xylostella (diamondback moth)
Lineage: Eukaryota; Metazoa; Arthropoda; Insecta; Lepidoptera; Plutellidae
Gene: RabX4
Product: RAS oncogene family member RabX4
Molecular function (GO): GTP binding; GTPase activity
Source: RefSeq, a predicted model, not a curated record
GCAGCGAGCAUGCGCCGAGCCCGCGCUCAUCGAUCCCCCAACAUUUGACAGUUCCCCCGAUGUUUUGAGCCACAGCUCGCGUUUCCACAACAAAGUAAACAAAAAUGGCUCUGGACUUCUCCGCCACGUAUAAACUGCUGGUCUUAGGUGAUUCCAAUGUGGGCAAGACGUGCAUCGUGCACAGAUACUGUGACGAGAGGUACUACGACAUCUAUAUCUCCACGAUAGGAAUAGACUUCAAACAGAAGAUAAUCAACCUGGACGGGGUGCCGAUCAAGCUGCAGAUAUGGGACACGGCGGGCCAAGAGAGGUUCCGUACCCUCACCACUGCCUACUACCGCGGGGCCAUGGGCAUCAUACUCAUGUAUGACAUCACCAACCUCGAGUCCUUCAACCACCUCUCCUAUUGGCUGAGGAAUAUACAGGAGUAUGCGUCGCCAGAUGUCAUCAAGGUGCUGGUGGGAAACAAAUGCGAUGUUCACGACAAUCAUAGAGCUGUACCCAAAGAAAGAGGACAAAAGAUAGCAGAUGACUUCGAUAUGCCCUUUUUCGAAGUUUCUUGCAAGAAUAAUAUUAACAUUGAAGAAGCGUUUGUUACAUUAGCAAGGCAAAUUAGAGAAUACAGAGAGACUAGGGCCGACGCCUUUGAAUUAAAAGAAAGAGACAACGUCAUCAAUGCAACAGAGCCAGAGGGAGACGCCAGCAAGUGCGCGUGUUAACCUCACGGGCGGGCUUCGGACAAACUAAAUGGCUAUUUAAUCAACGAUUACUAUAAAAGUCAGUAAACAGACAAUAGUAGGUAAUCCGACCAUCGACGGAAGCUGUACUGUAUUGUCAGUUUAUUGACAAAAAAUUAUGUAACGAUCUUAUAGUACUUUAAAUUGUUGUCGUUUUCUACAUUUUGGGUACAGUUUUGUAGACGCUUAAUAUUGACUUCGUCUAUAAAGGCAGACGGGAAAGAUUCGCUUUUUAAACAGAGACUGAUAGAUGCCAAAAGUAAGAUUUGUAGUCAGUUGAAAUAAGGCGGAUACUCGCAGGAAACUGUACCUUUAAUAUUGAGAAAAGUAUUAAAAUAGCUUGCGCCGUGUGCUACUGUCUUGCACACCUUCCAGUGCAUUUCCGCACCGCAUAAUGUGUAAAUAGUUGUUAUAUUGUUGUGGCCGGGCUGCGUAUAUGGCUUUCCUAGCUCUACUGGAACCCUCCCUAUGAAACAAUAUCGCGUAGACUUUUGUGCGCUAAAGCAUCUACAAACCUACAUUCACUUCGUCUGCCGUGGCGUCGAAAUAGAGUAGGUAGGUGGGUUUUGUAAGGUCUAUGUCUCAGAGCAAAAGCCUAAUCUACUUCAGCGUGGCUUACUUGUCUAAGACUUCAGCUCUACCAGAAAGCCAUAUACGCGGCCGGCGCUUGCCGCGUCCAAUGAAUGUUUCAUGACCCGGCGGUGUCAGCGCGGCUGCGUUUAGCUAAAUUGUAUAAUUUCAAUGUCUCGUACGAGAAAAUAUCAUAGGUACUAUACUAGAAUUCAACAAGACGACGAUAAAAUAACAGGCUCUUUCACAAGCGUAUUUCGCUCCGCACCUGACUAAAGCAUACUAUUUAACAUAAUAAUUUAAUUGAGUGAUGAAGAGUCUUAAAGUUUUGGAGAUGACUGGAGAUAUGCUGUGGCAUGGAUACCUAAGAAUCUAUUGUACAUUUAGGUCAGGAGCAGAACCGUAUUUGUGUGCUAGAGUAGUGCAUGAGUUAACUGUACCUAGACCUA